CCCUAUGAAUGCAGUGAGUGUGGUAAAUGCUUCACUAGCAGCUCAGGCCUUUAUCAACAUCAGAGAAUCCACACAGGGGAGAGGCCCUAUGAAUGCAGUGAGUGUGGAAAAUGCUUCACUGACAGCUCAGCCCUUUCUCAACAUCAGAGAAUCCACACAGGGAAGAGGCCCUAUGAAUGCAGUGAGUGUGGGAAAACCUUCAGUCGCAGUUCACACCUUAUUAGGCAUCAGAGAAUCCACACAGGGGAGAGGCCCUAUGAAUGCAGUGAAUGUGGGAAAAACUUCACUAGCAGCUCAUUCCUUCUUGUCCAUCAGAGAAUCCACACAGGGGAGAGGCCCUAUGAAUGCAGUGAGUGUGGAAAAUGCUUCACUGACAGCUCAUCCCUUUCUCGACAUCAGAGAAUCCACACAGGGGAGAGGCCCUAUGAAUGCAGUGAGUGUGGGAAAACCUUCAGUCGCAGCUCAAACCUUCUUACCCAUCAGAGAAUCCACACAGGGGAGAGGCCCUAUGAAUGCAGUGUGUGUGGAAAAUGCUUCACUUGCAGCUCAGGCCUUUAUCAACAUCGGAGAAUCCACACAGGGGAGAGGCCCUAUGAAUGCAUUGAGUGUGGAAAAUGCUUCACUGACAGCUCAGCCCUUUCUCAACAUCAGAGAAUC
Molecule: messenger RNA, 657 nt
Organism: Mauremys reevesii (Reeves's turtle)
Lineage: Eukaryota; Metazoa; Chordata; Testudines; Geoemydidae
Product: zinc finger protein 3-like
Exons: 2
Biological process (GO): negative regulation of transcription by RNA polymerase II
Molecular function (GO): DNA-binding transcription repressor activity, RNA polymerase II-specific
Source: RefSeq, a predicted model, not a curated record